This is a messenger RNA of Cicer arietinum (chickpea), 851 nucleotides long. Its product is annotated as probable histone H2B.1. The record is from RefSeq and is a predicted model, not a curated record. Gene Ontology annotation, molecular function: structural constituent of chromatin; protein heterodimerization activity; DNA binding. Gene Ontology annotation, cellular component: nucleosome. Lineage: Eukaryota; Viridiplantae; Streptophyta; Magnoliopsida; Fabales; Fabaceae.
CUUAGAAUUAUCAUCCACAUUCAUCUUUAUUUCCAAAUUUCCCAAUUUGAAACCCUAAUAUUUUUUCAACCAAAUUCCAAAUCACAUCAAUGGCGCCAAAGGGAGAGAAGAAGCCAGCAGAGAAGAAACCCGCAGAGGAGAAGAAGACGACAGUAGCAGAAAAAGCUCCGGCGGAGAAGAAACCAAAGGCCGGAAAGAAGCUUCCUAAAGAAGUUGGCUCUGCCGCCACCGGAGACAAGAAGAAGAAGAGAAACAAGAAGAGCGUUGAAACAUACAAGAUCUACAUCUUCAAAGUUUUGAAACAAGUUCACCCUGACAUCGGUAUCUCAAGCAAAGCCAUGGGAAUUAUGAACAGUUUCAUUAACGACAUUUUUGAGAAGCUUGCUCAAGAAUCUUCAAGACUCGCUCGCUACAACAAGAAGCCAACAAUCACUUCUAGGGAAAUCCAGACCGCUGUCAGACUUGUUCUGCCUGGAGAAUUGGCUAAACACGCCGUCUCCGAGGGAACCAAAGCAGUGACCAAGUUUACAAGUUCUUAAACUAAAACGAUUAUGUGGUCUUUGCUUGGGUCACGUUGAUCUGGUUUUCAUGUCAUUGGAUCUUCUGUUAGGCACUAUUAGGUUAGACAUUUCAAUUAUUAGGGUUUUUUCUUUCUUUUUUUUUUCUGUUUUCUGUUGUACCUGGAGUUUGGGAUCUUGUUGAUCCCUUUUGUGUAUUAAAAAAUGGUGAAAGUAAUGAUAUUUGGAAUUAAUUAGAUUUUGUUUGUCUACUUACUAAGUGCCAAUGGUGUCAAUAAUGUAAUGAGAUUUUGGUACUGCUUUAUUGUAGUGGAUGAAUUUCGGUUGUGACAA